Molecule: messenger RNA, 870 nt
Organism: Dermacentor silvarum
Lineage: Eukaryota; Metazoa; Arthropoda; Arachnida; Ixodida; Ixodidae
Exons: 3
Coding region: 1-870 (289 amino acids)
Source: RefSeq, a predicted model, not a curated record
AUGGCUGAUCUUGAGAUCUGGCUGGUUGCAGUGGUGACACCAAUCUUGAAAUCCCGGAAGCCUGCCACAGCCCUAUCAUCAUAUAGGCCGGUGUCCCUCACUUCCGCCGCCUGCAAGGCGAUGGAAAGGGUGGCACUGGCACGCCUAGAGUGGAUUGCGUCCCAACUCCAGUACUUCCCGGAGCAGCAGACAGGCUUCAGGCGCCAACGAUGCACGGCAGACUCUAUCUCCGAUGUGGUGGCCACCCUGGAGGAUGCCAAAGCCACGGGGGACGUGGCAAUGUUGAUGCUUCUGGACGUCAAGAGUGCCUUUGACGGACUUCCACACGCGGUCAUCGAGGCCUGCCUAGACCGCCUCGGCCUGAGCGGCUGCCUCAGAAGCUUCAUUUCCGCAUUCCUGACUGGCAGAACCUUCCGGGUGCGCGUUGGACAGGAACUCAGCGAGCCCAGGGAUAUCUCGACUGGCGUCCCACAGGGAUCGGAAGUCCAUGCCAUGCAUUCGGUGCUCGCUACAACGGGACUAGAUGCGGUGACCGCAUUCCUUGGUAGCAUAGGCCUCACCAUCUGCACAGCCAAGACCGAGGCCAUGCUGAUUCAUCCACUGGCCUCAGCUAGACGCUACACCAAGCAGCUGAAGAUUGCUGGCCGUGCCCUACCUUGGCAGCAAAUGUUCACUUACCUGGGACUCGCCAUUGACCACCGGCUCGCGUGGAUUCCUGCAGACAAAGCAGCCACUACCAAGGUGCUCCGCGUGCAGGGAGCUGUCAGCAAGCUGCAGCAACAUGGCCAGGUGUUGCCUUCAAGUAUGUCGCCUACCAUCGUGGUCAAGAUGAUGCCGUGCACAGUGCAGGUGAUCCAUGGCGCAGCUUGA